UCGCCCGUGGGCAGCUUCUCGCUGUGCGUGGAGGCGCUGCUGCUGCUCUACGCCGUGCUGCACCUGCCGCUCUACCUGAGCGUGCUGCUGGGGCUGGGCUGCUCCGUGCUCUUCGAGGCGCUGGGCUACCGCUUCCGCGACGAGCGCUGCUUCGCGCCCCCGGGCGACCGGCUGGCGCACUGGGAGCUGCUGGGCAAGGCCCUGUUGCACCUCUGCAUCCACGCCACCGGCGUGCACCUCUUCAUCAUGUCCGAGGUCCGCUCCAGGAGCACCUUCCUCAAGGUGGGGCAGUCCAUCAUGCACGGGAAGGACCUGGAGGUGGAGAAGGCCCUGAAGGAGCGCAUGAUCCACUCCGUCAUGCCCAGGAUUAUCGCUGACGACCUGAUGAAGCAGGGGGACGACGAGAGCGAGAACUCGGUCAAGCGCCACUCCGCCUCCAGCCCCAAAAGCCGGAAGAAGAAGCCUUCCAUACAGAAGACUCCCAUCGUAUUCCGCCCCUUCAAAAUGCAGCAGAUAGAACAAGUCAGUAUUUUGUUUGCUGAUAUCGUCGGCUUUACCAAAAUGAGUGCCAACAAAUCUGCGCAUGCCCUGGUGGGCCUCUUGAAUGACCUCUUUGGCCGCUUCGACCGCCUCUGCGAGGACACAAAAUGUGAGAAGAUAAGCACUUUGGGGGACUGUUACUACUGUGUGGCAGGGUGUCCUGAGCCCCGAGCGGAUCACGCUUAUUGCUGCAUUGAGAUGGGCUUGGGCAUGAUCAAAGCCAUUGAACAGUUUUGCCAAGAGAAGAAGGAGAUGGUGAACAUGAGGGUUGGCGUGCACACCGGGACUGUCCUUUGUGGCAUUCUGGGAAUGAGGAGGUUUAAGUUUGAUGUCUGGUCCAAUGAUGUCAAUUUGGCCAACUUAAUGGAACAACUGGGCGUCGCUGGGAAGGUCCAUAUUUCAGAGGCUACUGCAAAGUACUUGGAUGAUCGCUAUGAAAUGGAGGAUGGAAAGGUGAUGGAGCGCGUGGGCCAGAGUGUGGUGGCAGACCAGCUGAAAGGUUUAAAAACAUACUUGAUCUCUGGGUUGAAAAAGAAGGAGACCCACUGCAGCUGCUCACAGACGCUUCUUCCAGGUCUAGAAGCAGGAGACAGAAACAAGCCACAGGGGGCUUCAUCGUCAGAGAAUGUUGACGAUUCAGCAAAAGCACUCAAGCACUUAGAGAAAAAUAAGGUCUGCCAUUCAUGCAGUGCUACUUUUUCCCCUGGCUGUGAUGUGAGUGUAGAGGAAGGAGCUAUUCAAAACGGAUGCCAGGAUGAUCAUAAGACCAGCACAAAGAGUCCUGGGGGAGGCAGCCCAAAGUCUCGGAAUGGACUUUUAAGUCCCCCUCAGGAGGAGAAACUGAGCAACAGUCAAACAUCCCUUUAUGAAAUGUUGCAAGAGAAAGGAAGAUGGGUUGGUGCGAGCUUGGAUCAUUCAGCUCUUCUGCCACUGCGGUUCAAAAAUAUCAGAGAAAAAACAGAUGCUCACUUUGUUGAUGUUAUUAAAGAAGACAGCUUGAUGAAAGACUAUUUUUUUAAACCACCUAUUAACAAGCUGAGCCUGAACUUCCUUGAUCAGGAUUUGGAGAUGGCCUACAGGAGCAGCUAUCAAAAAGAGGUCAUAAAAAGGGUCCCUGUGAAGACCUUUGCCAGCGCCACCUUUAGUUCACUUCUAGAUGUGUCCCUGUCCGCCACUGUCUUCCUUAUCCUCUCGGUCACUUGCUUCCUGAAACACGGGGCAGUGGCAUCUCCUCCUCCUCCUGCAGCCGUGGCUGUGGUGGUGGUUGCCGUCCUGCUCGAGGUGGUCUCUCUUACGGUCUCCAUUAGAAUGGCGUUCUUUUUGGAGGACAUGAUGGUCUGCACCAAGCGGCUGUUGGAAGUGAUUGCUGGGUGGUUGCCCCGACACUUCAUUGGUGCCAUUUUGAUAUCUCUACCUGCUCUUGCUGUCUUCUCACACUUCACCUCUGAGUUUGAAACCAACAUCUAUUCCACCAUGUUUAUGUGUUCUGCAGUUCUCAUCGCGAUAGUCCAGUACUGUAACUUCUGCCAGCUCAGCUCCUGGAUGAGAUCCUCUUUGGCUACUCUCGUUGGAGGGGUCCUGCUCCUUCUACUGUAUGUGUCCUUGUGUCCUGCCAGCUUUUUGGAGGAAUCAAACCUUGUUUCACCAAGGAACGCAAGCUUCAUACAGAAUGCCUGCAACAGAUCGGCGUUGGAUGACUUCAGGAGGCCGGCAGAUCUGAUUGGCCAAGAAGUGAUUUUGGGUUUCUUCCUUCUCCUUCUCUUAGUUUGGUUCUUAAAUCGGGAGUUUGAGGUGAGUUACCGUCUCCACUAUCACGGAGAUGUGGAAGCUGACCUCCACCGUACCAAGAUUCAGAGCAUGAGGGACCAGGCUGACUGGCUGUUGCGGAACAUUAUUCCAUAUCAUGUGGCAGAGCAGCUGAAAGUGUCCCAAAGCUAUUCCAAAAACCAUGAUAGUGGAGGCGUGAUCUUUGCCAGCAUUGUGAACUUCAGUGAGUUCUAUGAGGAGAAUUACGAAGGAGGCAAAGAGUGUUAUCGAGUCCUGAAUGAACUCAUUGGGGAUUUUGAUGAGCUGCUGAGCAAGCCAGAUUACAGUAGCAUUGAGAAAAUCAAAACCAUUGGGGCCACCUACAUGGCUGCCUCUGGGCUAAAUGCUUCCCAGUGCCAGGACAGUAGUAAUCCCCAUGCCCACCUGCAGACUCUCUUUGAAUUUGCCAAAGAAAUGAUGCGAGUGGUUGAUGACUUUAACAACAACAUGCUGUGGUUCAAUUUUAAGCUGAGGAUUGGCUUUAACCAUGGCCCCCUGACAGCUGGGGUCAUUGGCACCACCAAGCUCUUGUAUGACAUCUGGGGGGACACUGUGAACAUAGCGAGCAGAAUGGACACCACGGGAGUAGAGUGCCGAAUCCAGGUGAGCGAGGAGAGUUACCGCAUUCUUCACAAAAUGGGCUACGACUUUGAUUACCGGGGAACAGUCAACGUGAAGGGCAAAGGUCAGAUGAAAACUUUCCUUUAUCCCAAAUGCAUGGACAGUGGGGUAGUCCCCUAUCAUCAGUUGUCGAUCUCUCCGGACAUUCGGGUUCAAGUGGAUGGCAGCAUCGGGCGGUCUCCGACUGAUGAGAUCACCAACCUGGUGGCUUCGGUACAGAACUUGGACAAGAUCCCCACCGACGCAGAGCUCAAAGAUCUGCCCCGCUUCAAGAAGUUCCCAAAAGAGUUGGUUAAAUUAGACAAUCGCCUUCAGUUUGGUAUAGCUGGUGAGAAGAGUGACUGUGAGGAGGCAGGGCCUGAUGAGGCCAACGAACUGACCAAACUGAACAGCUCUAGGAGUGUAUGAUGCCCAUUGAUCCCUCUCCACAAGAAAUCCGAGAUCUCUCCAACUGGUCUUGUUCUGCAGGGAGGGGGCCGUCUGGCUCAGUUGUUACCCAUUUUUAUUUGGGCACCUGAAUUGGAGAGGAUUGUAGCCAUGCAGGGCUCUGGCCCCUCUUUUUCACUCCCCUUGAAAUCUCUCUUUUUUUUUUUUGCUGAGAGGAGACAUCAAGUGCCUUCAGAUAGACUCUGCUGGACUCCUAUGUACUGAGGAGUAUACGUAUAGAUUGGGGAUCUGAACACAUUCAAAGGAUAAGCUGUGGUUAUUUCAUUUUUGUUUCUCAUCAACAACUCUUCCUUUUGCACCUCCAAGAGGAAUGAAUAAGUAGGUGUGUGAGUGUGCACAGCACUCGCCUUUUAUAUUUAAACACAGACAAUUGCAUGUUUGCCUACCUUCUGUGAUUGACACUAAGAGCUGGUAAGAGGAAAUACUGUGGGGCAGGAAGGAAUGGUAAUUUUGGAAACUUGGAACAGGGAGGGACAAGAAGAUUUCAUUUGAAGUUACCUAAAGAAGCAGCUGAGCUGCUCUGUUUGCCAAAAUCAGAUUAAAGUGCCAUUGUGCUUUUUGGAACAUUGGGUUUGCCAUUUCCCGGCAGAUCAGUAGGGUGAGGGCAGGGUACAACCCAUCUUUGCCCAGCCUGACACCAGCCCUGUUGGAUGUGCUGCUGCAGCCAAUUUUUGCCCUGGUUGUUCCACAUUUUACCUUUGCCAGUAUAGGGGGCAGGGAUUAAUACAUGACUUGGGAGUGCCCCUCUUCCUUUUGUCAUUUGGGGGCCCUGUUGAUGCCAGUCAAAACAUCAGUUUACCUUUCUGCAUACAGAAACCAGCCUCUCAGCAAACUUGGCGUCAAAGGUGAUAACUCCUGCAAAGGUAUCUGGUAUAAAUCGUGCAGUAUUUGAGUCAUGGCUCUUGCUCUCACUGUGUGUGUCGCAAAAUAUCAGAACAAGUGGGAGUAAGAUAAGCCCUUGACCAUGUAGCCUUUUGCUGAGGAAGUGAUACAAUCUUUUAUUUGGCACAUCUUCCAAACAGUUUUGAUUCCAGUAUAGUGAAAUACUGGCCCAGAGAAAUCCAGUUAUAAAUCUGUAACAUUAAUAUGCAGAAUUGAAUAGGGACUUGUCUACCUUUUUUCCAAGCUCAGAAAACCCAAAAAGGAUCAAAGUGCUUUUAGGAUUAGGCCAACCUUGGCUACUUUAAAAGUAUAAAGUUUUGGUGUUUGGCAGAACUCUCCUUUGGCACUUCAUCACAGCUUUAUUUGAUGACACCUAAAGGCGACACUGUUCCCUCUUUGGUGGGUCAGGUGACUUUGUAAAAAUUAAAAAAAAGUAUAAUUUUUUUCCCCCCAGAUGUCAAAUUUGUGGUCCUAAAGGAGCUUUUCUGUGCCCCAUCCUUUCUGUGGAUGUACCGUAACAGCUGUGCCAAACAGCAUUACAAUAUGCGAACCUCCUCCUGGCAUAAGAUGAGGGCUUUUCCCACGUGGGCAGAAGGCCCAGCAACUCAGGCUGACCUCCACGCUUUUCAUUUAGGAAAAUAAUGCUGCGUGCUUCUCAAAGGGUAAUUGCAAAGGCCUCCUUUUUUUUUCCUCUGAAGUACUGUAUUAGCCUUCACUGUGGUUGCAUUCCUAAACACAAGAGUUAGGAGUUACCGCCGGCAUAGCUGAUAGGCUGGCUUCUGAAUAAAAUGUAUGUAGGAGUAGGCUGUGCUCCUUUUUAUGCAUCUUCUCCCCUCUCCUCCAGUUGAGCUUCCAGAAAGUUUGGUGUCUAUUUAUAUUCCCCAUAAAUGAAUAAUCUGAAGUCGCCCUUUGAAUUCUGGUUUCUGUUUGAACUGGUGUUUUCCCUAUACUGAAUGGAUGGCGCUUAAUGCCAAGCACCUGCAGGGGGAGAGCUGCUAGAAAGACCUUUUGGGGAGAGGGUGUCUUCCUUAAGGACCUGUAAUAGCCAGCAAUGCUAAGCCAGCUACUUUGAUUUCAUCCUGGGUUUCGCUCUCAGUAUGGUAUAGAUAGAUUGUUGAUUGUCCUUGGGUUUCUUGCAACAAAGGGUCUGCAGAGUUAAAUCUAACAUUUCAAGAGAAGAGCAGUAGCACUGUCUGAACUUGGCCAUUGCUGCUGAGAGUAGCUCUUUCCUGUGCCAAAGGUGCAGAAAGUUCUGAGUCUUUUUAUUUACUUUAGUUCCAGACACCUAUGAUCUUGGAGGGGAACAGCUUGUCCAUUUUAUGGUGCUGAGGUUUGUAGUGUUCAGUCAGCAAAGUGCACCUGAAAAGUAAAUUCAGCAUGAAGUUGUGUACCUCCUCUUGAAGAGUGCAGCACAUUAUCUUGGAGCCUUGAGGGAGUGGGGCUCUAUCUGUGGGCUCCCCAAGGCAAACAUAGUAGCCCGCUGGCUUAAAGCAUCUUGGAUCCCAUAAAGUGUUUCUUGCUGCAGCUGAAUAAAUGCUUCAGCCAAGGUUAGUGGGGCUUCCCAGUCCCUUCCCUGUCAAACUGGUCCAGAAGGCUAGUCAAGUUAAACAUAGGCUUCCACGGACAGUUUUCAUUCUAGAAGAUGUUCAUGUUGCCACUAUCCAUGAAUAACUACAUAGAAAAGAAAGGCUCCAUUGGGAAAUGGAGCAAAUGUUGAACGUUUGAAACAUGGCAAAAAAAAAAAAGGUUGUGGUGGUGGGUUCAUCAAGGUAGUUCAGAAGUUUUAUGUACGUGCUUUAUUAAAUACAUAUGUAAAUAGUACUGCUCCAA
Molecule: messenger RNA, 6126 nt
Organism: Python bivittatus (Burmese python)
Lineage: Eukaryota; Metazoa; Chordata; Lepidosauria; Squamata; Pythonidae
Gene: ADCY9
Product: adenylate cyclase 9
Biological process (GO): cyclic nucleotide biosynthetic process; adenylate cyclase-activating G protein-coupled receptor signaling pathway; intracellular signal transduction
Cellular component (GO): plasma membrane
Molecular function (GO): adenylate cyclase activity
Source: RefSeq, a predicted model, not a curated record